Molecule: messenger RNA, 726 nt
Organism: Anastrepha obliqua
Lineage: Eukaryota; Metazoa; Arthropoda; Insecta; Diptera; Tephritidae
Exons: 2
Coding region: 1-726 (241 amino acids)
Source: RefSeq, a predicted model, not a curated record
AUGGGGCGCUCCCAUGGCGGACCGUUUAUUUCCCCUAAAUCCUCAUUGGUCACCGCACAUGGCGACAUGGGCAGCCCUCUGGAAGGAUGGACAACACGGACCGACACUAACGAACUGAGGAAGUUGGGAACUUCCUCAGAGGAUGAACUCUUGGCCUCCAGCCAAGAGACGGUUGAUGGCAAAGCUGUGGGCCACAGCACGCCAUCAACCUUAAAUCAACCAUCCACAUCCGCUGAUGCCAAGGGGCAAAAGCGUCAAAACGUUAAAAAAGGCACGCCCAGGUAUAAGCUUUACCAGAGGUCUCUGGCUAUUCUCGGUAGAAUAAAUAAAAAUGAGGCUGAAGGAAAAACUAAUCCAAAGGACGCGGCCGAUAAGGCAAGGUGCCAAAAGGUGGUCGAUGAGUACCUGGCGUUCCAGACCACCCAGAAGGCAGAAGCCGUAAAACCCAAUCGUUCGCAGGACGAAAGCGACAAACCUAAGAAGAAGCACAAAGUGUCGGCUCACACCGCUUCAAUACCAAAACCAACCAAACGCACAUUUAAUGAGGUGGCACGGGAUCACCUGCAAAUAGCGUUGGUUGAUGAAAUAACUAACCGCGGUAAACCUGCAUCGGAUAAGUGGUCCGAAAUCGAGGCACGGCUGUCCCGCAUUGUCGUCGAUCACGUCAUGGCAAACCCGGAGGCCGCAUCUGGAUAUCGAACAUGGGGUUCGAAGCUAAGCAACUAA